Molecule: messenger RNA, 2472 nt
Organism: Branchiostoma floridae (Florida lancelet)
Lineage: Eukaryota; Metazoa; Chordata; Leptocardii; Amphioxiformes; Branchiostomatidae
Product: WD and tetratricopeptide repeats protein 1-like
Exons: 14
Coding region: 369-2423 (684 amino acids)
Biological process (GO): negative regulation of fatty acid biosynthetic process
Cellular component (GO): Cul4-RING E3 ubiquitin ligase complex; cytoplasm
Molecular function (GO): protein binding
Source: RefSeq, a predicted model, not a curated record
CAGCGCCAAAUAUACCUGCAGGUCAAGGGUGAAGCCAGUGCGCAUGUGUGGGUCCGUCAGCAGAAGAUCCAAGCUCGAAAGACUUGACCCUUCAAGACGGCAGUCUCAGCCGAAAUUGUACUUUAAGAUCCCCUUGAGUCAACCGGAUACGCCUUGAUCAAGGGACAAGGACAGAGGCGCUCUCUUGCUGUUUUUUCCGGAGGCGGUUUUAUUUCGUGUGGCCACCAUAUAAUAAUUAUUUCUGGCCCCUGCACAAGUUCACGUCACUGGAACUAAAAACUGAUGAAGCAUCGCGAUCACAUCGGCCGGGCGACGGAUAAUGUCUGGUGGCAGCUCGGCUGCAGAUAGAACCCUGCCUGUCAGCAGUUAUGGCAGACACGAAUAUCACACGACUAGCGGGGCAGAGGGAGACAGGGGACCGGGCACGUCUCCGCUUUGAGCGCUCGCUGCAGGUGUGUCCACCAUGGGUGCAGCGGAUGGGGCUGGAGGCAGAGCUGUCGGGCCACAGCGGCUGCGUCAACUGUCUGGAGUGGAACGAACAGGGAAAUUUGCUUGCCAGCGGUUCGGACGACCUGAACGCCAUCAUCUGGCAGCCUCUGGUUCACAAGCAGCUCUGCCUGCUGCGCACAGGGCACCAGGGGAACAUCUUCUCUGUCAAGUUCCUCCCGAGUUCCGGGGACAGAAUUGUUGCCACGGCAGCGGCGGACUGUAAGGUUCACGUCCACGACAUCAAUACGAAGGAAGUCACGCAGGUUUUCACGUGCCACACAGGCAGGGUGAAGAGGCUUGCCACCGCGCCCAACGUGCCUUACAUGUUCUGGAGCGCCUCAGAAGAUGGGACUAUCAGGCAGUUUGACCUGCGGAUGUCAGCGCGAGACGCCAUGAUCCUGGUGGACCUGACCCAGUACUGCGGUACCAGCGUCGAGGUCAAGUGCAUCUCCAUCAACCCCCGGCGCCCGGAGAUCAUGGCCGCGGGCGCAAACGACCCCUACAUCCGGAUGUACGACACGCGGGCGGUGUCCGCGCACCGGGCGAAGCACUCCGAGCGGAGAAGGGGAGGGUUUCACGGCUCGUCGGAGGCGGACUUGAACCUCCCAGCAGGCUGUGCACAGUACUAUGUAGCAGGCCAUCUCCCCAUGAAACAGAGCGACUACCAGAGAAGGUUCCGGACGCUCGUCUCCACGUACGUCACGUUCAGCCCCGACGGGAACGAGCUCCUGGUCAACCUGGGAGGGGAGCAGGUCUACCUUUUUGACGUCGUCCGGCCGCGAAAGCCGCACAGGUUCCAGCUAGGUGACUACAUGCCUGCGACGACGCUACAGCCUCAUGACAAUGGAGUUGUCAGUAAAGCUCACCAUGCUGCGGCCCAUGCAGCAGCCAGCACCAGUAACGGGGUCACCAACGGCAUCGCUGCCAAACUGCACCACACCAAUGGCUUCAGCCUGCUGGAGGGCAAGACGUCCCUGAAGCCAGUGGGAAACCUCCCUCCCAGAGCAGAAGCCCUGAAACUCCGCGCCAACGAGGUGUUCUGUCGUCAGCAGUUUUCCCUGGCCAUUGCCCUGUACAACCAGGCUAUCCAGCUGGCACCCAACUCUGGGAUUCUGUAUGGCAACAGGGCAGCUGCCUACAUGAAGAGGGGAUGGGAUGGAGACAUCUAUUCAGCACUGCGAGACUGUCACACGGCUCUGUCCAUCGACCCCAACCAUAUCAAGGCACACUUCCGGCUAGCGAGGUGUCUACAUGAGCUCCAGUGGACUAAAGAGUCGCUUGACUGCCUGAACCAGUUCCGUGGUCGGUUCCCGGAGCACGCACACAGUCAGGCAUGCGAUAUGCUCGACAAGGACAUCAAGGCCUCGCUCUUCUCUAAGUCUGACCAUGAUGAAGAUAAAAGUACAAAAUCCGACACAUCGCCCAACCGGAGGAGACAAGGGGAUGCUGUGUCCGAAGCAGAGAAGACGCUACGGGAAAACUCCUUAGACUACGAGACAAGAUUCUGUGGGCACUGUAACACUACCACAGACAUUAAGGAGGCCAACUUCUUUGGAAACAAUGGUCAGUACAUCGUCGCUGGGUCUGACGACGGAUCGUUUUUCAUGUGGGAGAAGAAAACGACGAACAUCGUCCGCGUUCUGCGGGGCGAUGACUCCAUCGUCAACUGCCUGCAGCCCCACCCCAGUCACUGUCUCCUAGCAACCAGUGGCAUUGACCCGGUGGUCCGACUAUGGAGCCCCAGGCCAGAGGACGGGUCAAACGAGGAGCGUCUGGUGGAGGAGAUGGAGUCCGCAGCGCUGGCCAAUCAGAAGCGGAUGAAUGCGGACCCCCUGGAGGUCAUGCUGCUGAACAUGGGGUAUCGGAUUACGGGCAUCUCGGAGGGGUCGGAUGACGAGGCGGGGGACGGGCCUGCCCAGUGUCGGCCUAGCUGAUCCUGGCACCACACACGCACGCACAUGUACAUACACGCAUGCACGCACA